CUUUCAAAAUACAGUGUGUGUGUGUUGGUGAUUUGUAUCAUAUUGAUUUUUCUUCGACUUUAGCUCGAGCUUGUGCGUAAAAUAAGCUUUUAAAGCUUCACGUUAUUCGCCAGCCGCAAACUUUGUUGUCGUUCACCAUAGGUCUUGCCGAGACUGCCGUUUUGGAUAUCAUGGCUGCUAAUUUGCAACAGCAGCGCACAAUCAAUGAACAACUGCGUCGUGAAGUGGGAAUACAACGCAUUCAAGUCUCCGAGGCUUGCAACGCAAUGAUGAAGUAUAUGAUUGAUAAUGAAUCGGAUGAUUGCCUGCUGAGUGGAUUCACCAGUCAAAAGGUGAAUCCAUUUCGUGAGAAGAACUCCUGCAGCAUUUUAUAAGCUCAAUUUUGAAUAGGUACACCGCAAGUUCCUAGCAGUAUUCAUCAUACAUAAAAUAUGUGUAGACAUAAUUAUUGUUUACGUUUCCUCGGCGAACUCAAAUAGACUAGAACAAAUAAUCUAUUAUUAUUGCAUACAUGUGUGUAUAACCUUUGAUGUUUCUUGUAAAUGUAUGCUGACCUCAAUUAUGUCUAUAAACUGAACAUAUACAAAUAUUUAAAAAUGUGUGAAAAAAAAAACAUAAACCGUCUUAACAUACAUAUGUAUACAUACCAUGUAUUUUGCUAAUCCUAUAGCUCUUUUUUGGAGAACGACAUUAACCUACUAGCAAUUUUCAAUGAAUGUAUGAUCCUAACUAUAUAAUGAUGUAUGUUUACUAUUGAGAUAUUAAUACACAAUAAAAUUAAAUAAAUGUAUCAUUAAA
Molecule: messenger RNA, 798 nt
Organism: Drosophila innubila
Lineage: Eukaryota; Metazoa; Arthropoda; Insecta; Diptera; Drosophilidae
Product: guanine nucleotide-binding protein subunit gamma-1
Exons: 2
Coding region: 171-374 (67 amino acids)
Biological process (GO): G protein-coupled receptor signaling pathway
Cellular component (GO): heterotrimeric G-protein complex
Molecular function (GO): G-protein beta-subunit binding
Source: RefSeq, a predicted model, not a curated record